AUGACAACUUAUCCGCUAAAGUUUGUAUUUUUUCUAUCACUACUGAUCUCAUGUUUUGUAGCACAAUACAUUACUCAAAGUAAGCUUUCUUAAGUUCUUUUGAAUUUAAAUAUAAAUUUAUUUGAUAUAAUUUAGGCACAAUUUAAUAAAAUGAAUACAUUUUUAGAAUUUUGUAUAAAAGUUGCUGUUGUGACACUUUAUAAUAUAUACAAUAAUGUUUUUAGAUGGUCCUCCUCGUUUUAUUCAAAAUUCUCGAAAACACCAGUAUACAUUUCUUGGAGAUACCGUGAAGCUGAAAUGCGGUGCCGUGGGACGGCCGCAACCGAAAGUUCAUUGGUGAGUGGUUUUUAAAGCUAUUAUAUGAGCUGAAUAACUACAGUAUACUUCAUAUUAAAAAUUGCAAAAAUUUUUUUUAUUUAGGUAAUUUUUAGGUAUUUUGGCGAUGCAUACUUAAACUACACAUUUUUUACCGAAAAUCCUCGAUAUCAAGAUAAGGGCGUAGAGUUGGAGAUCCGAAGGGUGGAAAUUAAGGAUAAAGUAUGUUGCAAAUUUUAUUAUUGUAUUGUCGUUUAGGGUAAUUGGGCAUGUAAAGUGUGGAACAACGAAGGAACCAUUAGUAGGAAUUUCACGUUACAUAUAAUUGGUAAGCUGUGUGACAUUGCUUGUUUCUAGUGCUUUCGAAUUCUCUAAUAACACAAAAGAUUGCAAAACGUUCAAACUCGCACGCUGUUCGAAUUUUAACCGUCACAGCGUUUAAUUUCGCAAUAUAAUACACACGUUACUUUUUCGAUGUACCACAUUUUUAUUUUCUGUUUAAACAGAAAAGCUAAUUAUAGACUAUUGUGACUAUUUUCUGUCCACCGACGCCGAUGUUGUUCCUGUUAAAACGUCCGAAUCGUGUGUGUGCGAGUGGCUUUCUACAAAAGAUCCCGCAUUUAGUAAUGAAUUUGACACAUUUUACAAUGAUUAUUGCCAUGAGUACGCAAAAGACAUUGAAGUCACAAAGUUUCGUCAAAGUGGCAAUUUAAAUGUGCACUGUGUAAACGGAAGAUGUGAAGACGAAAAGAAAACAGCAUAUAGCGAUGGCACUUCCGAGCACGCUGAAGACACGUUUGCUGUGAACACGCCAUUAGGUAUAAAUUAAAAUAGAAGUUUAUUUUAGAUGCAGUCAAAUUUUUCGACGAAUUAAAACGGCUUGGAAUACCGGACGUACAACACAUGUUUCCUGGCUUAAUAAAUGAUAUAGAAAUGCUUAGACUGCGGCAUGCUUUAAAAUCAUACGAUGUUAAUUUAGAUACGGAAGAGAAAGUCAGGAAGGCACAACACAUUUUAAAAAAUCGCAUACCAGAAUUAGUCGAACAACACAAAAUGGACAAAAAAGUAGCUGAGAAGAAGGAAAUUGAAACUUUAAAGAAAGAAGCUCAUCAGGAUUUAACAAACAACAUUGAAGAUGGAGAUUAUGAAGAAUCAACUCAAAGGUAUCAUAUUUCUUUCAAAAAUUUAAUCAAAGAGUUAUAACUGUUCUUAAAAAUAAUUAGUAAAGUUAUUUUUUAAAAAUAAUUAUAAUAAAAUUCUAGUUUUGUGUCUUUGGCGCCGGCUUUAGCUUUACAAGCUACUACUCCAACGCACCCUAUAGCAGACAUUGGAGCAAGAGCAUUUAUAACUAACCGCCGACAUAAUACAUCAGACAGUGACAUUAACGUUGUUGUAAUUGAUGUUAAAGAAGAUCCCAUGCCAACGACUACUACACGAUCGUACACAAAUAUUUGGACAACAAGAAGGUGGAGGAUUCCAGAUGUGCCUACAAAACUGGCACCAUACUUUAAACAACCGAAUGAAGAAAAUACGAUAAUUUUACCAUCAGGUAGAACUUUAAAAUUAUCAUGCAAAGCAGGCGGUGUACCAGAACCUCAAGUAAUAUGGCGUAAAGAUCAUGAAGAAGUUGGUCCAGAAACAGAUCGGCGAAGUGGGGCCAUGUUUAAGGUCCGAAAGUGGUCUUUGGAAUUGGAAGACGCUUCAGAAGCGGAUUCAGGGCAUUAUUCAUGUGACGUUUUUAAUACCGCUGGCACAAUUCGUCGCGACUUUCGUGUCGAAGUCAGAGAUCGUAUACGUUCGAGACCGAUAAUAUUGCCUAAUGUGCUGAUUAAUCAAACGGUCAACGCAAACAUGACUGUCAAUUUUACCUGCCAAGUACUUUCUGACCUUAUUCCUCAUGUAGUGUGGAUUAAGUUAGUGAAAAUAGACGGUAGUUACAUCAGAUGGGAUGAAAAGCAAAAUAAAAACGUUUUUAAUUUUAUUGACAUGAACAAAAUUAAGGUAAUUAUUAUCGUUUUUUAAAAGUAUAUUUAUAUAAAAGAAUAUAUAACUUAAAAGUAUAUAUAAACAAAACCAAUUCUACAAUAAAAGAAUUCGUUAACUUAAAAAAUUUUAAAUGAACUUUAAAUUUUAGAAAGCCCGCAUAUUCCACGACAAUAUCAAUAAGCUUUACACAUUAGUAAUCUUUAAUACAUCAAUUUCUGAUCAAGGAAUCUACUCAUGUGUCGCUGGAAAUACCCUUGGUAUGGUAAGUAUGCCAUGUUGAAUAAAAACUUCAUUUUAAAACAAUUACAUUUUUAAAUUUGGAAAGUUAAACUAAAUGCUUGAAACACAAUGCCAAACUUUCUAAAUUUGCGUUAAACAAACAUUUUAAUAUUAAAAUUCAAAAGCGCAAACUAAAAUUUUUUUGGAUACUAUAGUAAUACAAAAGAAUUAUAUAAAAACUUUCAGCUGAUUUUGAGUGGGAAAGGUUGGGUAGCUUCCUUGUUAAUUUAAAAUUCAUUGCGAGAAAAUUUUAGUCAAUGGCCAACGCUACGCUAACAGUUCACGAGUUCCGUGCUAUGACCUUGCCUACCGAUAAUCCGUAUCCAGCAUGGCCACUUGCUUACACUGUGCUUUUGAUAUUGUUUAUAUUAAUGUUACUGUUGUGUGCUGGACUAGCUGCCUUAUAUUACUUUUUUUCUGAACGGCUUCAACGAAACCGAAUACAAAAUCUCGAUAAAAUGGCGGUUCGGAAAAAAGUAAGUUUGACAUUUUAGUUACCUUAUAUAGUGUUUCAUGCUUCACUUAAAAAAUUACCGUUGGCUAUUUUUAAUUUACCUUUAUCUGAGUAAUUUAUUGCCAACUUUAAGGUAAUUAUAACAAAAAAACCACAAAAAGAUGACGUGUGGUCAGACUUGGCUUCUACUUAUGCCAUUACCGUCGAACCUGUCAUUAGCGGCGAUCAACAACGUUUAAACUCUGAAGAAUCCGGAGUAAGCGAAUACGAAGUUCCAACUGAUAUGACUUGGGAAAUCGACCGAACUCGCUUAACUUUAACGGACAUCGUCGGAGAAGGCGCGUUUGGUGAAGUUUGGAAAGGCACCAUGGCUCCAAAAGGGAAAUCAGAUAGUAUUGAAACAAAAGUAGCAGUUAAAAAAUUGAAACCUACGGCACAAGAAAAAGAGCUGAUUAUAUUAGUUAGUGAAAUGCAAAUUUUCAAAAGCAUUGGACAACACGAUAACAUACUUAAGUUAAUUGGGUGUUGUACAGGAACGGGACCAUUAUUAGUCGUUCUUGAGUACUGUCCUCAUGGAAACUUACGGUAUUUAAAACAUAUUUUUAUUAUACUAUUAACAGUUGCACAUUGAAAUGUGAUACUUUUUAUAUAGAAAAAAUUUAACAAUGUUACACAGUUUUUUUACUGAAGUAUGCAAAGAAUUUUAAGUUUUUUUAAGAGACUUUCUACGCAGACAUCGCCCAAACCCAGCUAGCGACUGCACAGAAAACGAAAACAACAGUUUAAUAUAUGAGACAACGCACAAUGUUUCAACAAUUGAAAAACAACCAUCUCUAGAAAGUUUAACCUUAAAAGACUUAAUUAGAUUUGCGACCGAAAUUGCACACGGAAUGGAGUUUCUGGCCAGCCAAAAAAUAAUUCACCGUGAUUUGGCAGCACGCAACAUCUUGGUAGCCGAAGAUUACAGUAUGAAAAUAUCAGACUUUGGGCUGUCUAGGAACGUUUUCUAUCAGGACUACUAUCGCAAAAAAGGAGCUGGUAGAUUGCCCAUAAAAUGGAUGGCACCAGAAGCACUUGAAGCUAAUGUGUAUACGGUUUACAGCGAUGUUUGGAGUUUUGGAAUUGUUUUAUGGGAAAUUAUGACUUUGGGUGGUACUCCGUACCCAAGUAUUUCAAUGCCACAGCUUUACAACGUUCUAAAGGUAAAUUUUAUAAAACGCUUUCGGUUUUACUUUCUUUAAAUAUUUUAUUUACCCUAUUGGUUUUACAGGACGGUUAUCGUAUGGAACCACCGCAUAAUUGCCCAGAAGAAAUUUACGGAGUAAUGGUCAUGUGCUGGCAAGAAAAACCAGAAUCUAGGCCACAAUUUCAAACAAUUGCAGAUUAUUUUGAGUGGUUAGUGGCCGAAGCUCUUAAAAUGGUAAUGAUUUAAUCAUAAGCUCCUUGCGAUAUGGUACGCUAAACUAAAGAAACUUAAUUUUAAGAAUCAAUCACACAUUCAAGCAGAUUUUUCAAAUUCAAACAACAUUAUUCAAAAGGAAAAAGUAAAACGUUCGUUAAGUGCUCCAGGAUUAAUGAGUAUUGAGGUAAAAAAAUUUAUUAAUUUAAAAUAAUUUAUUAUUUUUAAUUUAUUUACAUAAAACAGACUCACAAAUUAUCAAAAAUUUUUCUUCUAAUAUUUACAGGCUUUUCUUAAAAAGCAAACAAAACAUCAUCCACGACAUACCAGCCAGCCAAGCUUGAACGAAAUACAUUGUUCUCGAGCACCGAUCUCUGCAAGCGACAGAAAGUUGAAAAUCGUAUCUAGAACAUCAGUUAUCGAUAAGGAACAAUCAGUAUCAGUUGAGAACUUACAAUGCAAGGUAAUACAUACUUUUAAAGUAAUGAUUUUACAAUAAAGUAAAACCACUUUAAUUUUAUAAUAAAUUAUUAGUUGUAAAAUUGAUGAUUCUCAUAACACUUGGUUUUUUAUAAUCAUUUUUUAUAGGUUCAAACGUCUUACGAAAACUUCCCAGAUUAUAUAAACAAACCUGAUCAAGAAGAAACAAACGCGAUAAAAAGCACGUCAGCAAAAAAAGCCAGAUUACCACCAUUGCGUCAACCGCGAAUAUCAGAAUCCUCCUAUGAGUUCAAUAAAACUAAAUCUGAAGUUAAUGAUGAAGCUGUAGAACAAAAAACCAAUAAUUGUGGAGAACAGCACGCGGAAGAAAAUAAAUCUUUAAGUCCAAAUAACGAAACUCAAACAAAUCUUGUCCGAACACGUUCAGUAGAUUCAAGCUCAUCCGGCCACGGAGGAUCAAGUGCAAUGAGUAGUGCUGAAGGAUUUGGUAUAAACGAAGUAUCACAAAUAGUGUAUACGACAAUUGAAGAAUACGACCAUAAAACGUUAAAUAAAUGA
This is a messenger RNA of Bursaphelenchus okinawaensis, 5432 nucleotides long. The record is from the annotation of a GenBank genome assembly. Lineage: Eukaryota; Metazoa; Nematoda; Chromadorea; Rhabditida; Aphelenchoididae.